Molecule: messenger RNA, 1569 nt
Organism: Epithele typhae
Lineage: Eukaryota; Fungi; Basidiomycota; Agaricomycetes; Polyporales; Epitheliaceae
Exons: 4
Coding region: 1-1569 (522 amino acids)
Source: RefSeq, a predicted model, not a curated record
AUGAACUCCACACAUCGCGCUUUCUCGAUACCAGAGAUCUUCCUCAUGAUCAUGGAUCGCGUCGUUCCCGAGAAAUUUGAUCCGGGGCGGCGCCACAUGCUAUGGGAAAUCCUCCCGUCCCUCAAACCUUUACUCAAGCUCCUUCCAUCUGUGGUUCUAGACUCGGAGAAGAACAUACAUACCGUACAAGGGGAAGUAUCUUCAGAAGACAAAGAUCGUUUUAUAGCGUCAGCCCGACUUGUACGGGAGCUCACUUUCAAGGAACAAGACCACACGACGCUUCCUCAGGACGUCUGGGAUCACAUCGAAAGUCUGACAGGUGGAAAACCUAUAUUGCCGUCUCUGCGAAACCUUUUCUUCACUGCUGGCUCUGUCGAUAAUCUUGACGUGGUCCGGCUCGUUGGACCCUUAACAGACAACCUCGAGCUCCGGUACUUCGACGACGACGGCUUUAGAAAGGAUUCGGAAGCACCAGCAAACCUGGUCAACGAAAUCGUUGCUCGCACCAAGAAUCUCACUCACAUCACCCUGUUCUCUAUGGGGGACGACAUGAUUCCCGAGUCCUUCUUCGAACCUAUGGUCACGCUUCCCAAGCUGCGGUACAUCAUGAUCGAGCAGGGAUGGGUCUCCCUGGAAGUCUUCCGCCUCCUCGCCACCUUCCCAGCCCUCGCCGACCUGACUGCCGACUUCCUUCUCGAGUUCGAGGAGACCGAAAUCCCACUCGGCUUCGAGCACCUCGAGUCCCUCUACAGCAUCGACAUCAGCAACGACGGCGGCCUCUCGCCCGCCAAGUCCAAGGUCAUCACCUCCUGCGCGUCCCCGCACCUGCGCGUGCUCCGCAUGGGCGACGACACCGCGCACAGCGCGACGACCACCCUCAACGAGUGGCGCGCGCUCUGCGUGCUCGUCGCCGAGCGCUUCCGCGCGCUCGAGCACUUCUCCUGGGCGAUCUCCCACACCGCCCUCCCGCUCGCGGACCCCACGCCCGCCGCGCACGCGUUCGAGCCGCUGCUCACCCUCCGCGCGCUCCGCCGCGUCGAGCUCGACUUCGGCACGCGCGGCGUCCGCCUCGACGACGCGCUCUUCGCCGCCGCCGCCCGCGCCUGGCCGCACCUCGAGCACCUCACGCUCUGCGGCCCCCGCCGCCCCCCGCGGACGUCGACGCGGACGCGGCGCGCGCGCGCGGGCGGCGGCGGCGGCGGCGGCGGCGGCGGCGGCGACGGGGACCUGCUCGAGCUGCUCGCGAGGGUGCGCCCCGGCGCGGUGCCGGACGUGCCGCUCAUGGCGCACGAGCUGCACCGGCUCCAGUUUGACUGCGCGCCGGACCCGGGGGCGGCGAACGCGCUCGCGGCGGCGUUUGCGCUCGACAGGAUGUUCCCGGAGCUGAGCGAGGUCGGGCCGGCGUAUGUCGUGCUCGAGAGCCAUGAUGGGAGGGAGCGGCCGGGGGGCGGCGAGGAUGCGCAGCAGGAGUUUUGGGACGACGUGUGUUUUGGACUCGAGUUUUGUGAGACGGCGCGGCGGAACCGGGGGGAGCGGAAGAUGCGGAGGAUCGUCAGGCUGGACGGGUAG